GGCGCGCGAGGCUGCCGGCCGCGGCCAUGCCCGGGCCCUAGCGCCUGCCGCAGCCCGCGCCCGCGCCGCAGCCCCGCGCCCGCAGCCCCGCGCCCGCCGCCGCCUCUUCAAUGGGCAACCUGCUGGGCGGGUCAGCUUCCGCGAGCCCACCACCGUGGAGGACUGCGACUCCACCUGGCAGACGGACUCGGAGCCCGAGCCCGACGAGCCGGGGCCGGGUGGCGGCGGCCAGGGCCCGGGGCAGGAGCCCGAGCAGCCCGCGCAGCCUCCGGAGCGAGCCGGCGGGCGGCCCCGCGCCAGCCCCGCGCCCGACGAGGACGCCGAGCCCGCGGGCGCCGAGCAGGGUAGUGAUUCCACGGAAGCAACUGCCAAACCAAAGAGAAGUUUUUAUGCUGCAAGGGAUUUGUAUAAAUACCGACACCAGUACCCACAGAACUUCAAAGAUAUCCGAUAUCAAAAUGACUUGAGCAAUCUUCGUUUCUAUAAGAAUAAAAUUCCAUUUAAGCCAGAUGGUGUUUACAUUGAAGAAGUUUUAAACAAAUGGAAAGGAGACUAUGAAAAACUGGAGCACAACCACACUUACAUUCAGUGGCUUUUUCCCCUCAGAGAACAAGGCUUGAACUUUUAUGCUAAAGAACUAACUACAUAUGAAAUUGAGGAAUUCAAAAAAACAAAAGAAGCAAUUAGAAGAUUCCUUCUGGCUUAUAAAAUGAUGCUAGAAUUUUUUGGGAUAAAAUUGAUUGAUAAAACUGGAAAUGUUGCUCGGGCCAUUAACUGGCAGGAAAGAUUUCAGCAUCUGAAUGAGUCCCAGCACAACUAUUUAAGAAUCACCCGUAUUCUUAAAAGCCUUGGUGAGCUUGGAUAUGAAAGUUUUAAAGCUCCUCUUGUAAAAUUUAUUCUUCAUGAGGCUCUUGUGGAAAAUACUAUUCCCAAUAUUAAGCAGAGUGCUCUGGAGUAUUUUGUUUAUACAAUUAGAGACAGAAGAGAAAGGCGAAAGCUCCUCCGCUUUGCCCAGAAACAUUACACUCCUUCAGAGAAUUUUAUCUGGGGGCCACCUAGAAAAGAACAAUUGGAGGGAGGCAAAGCCCAGAAAAUGCCUGCCCCUCCUACAUCCAGUCAAAACAGCCAAAGUUCUAUGCACAAGAAAUCCAAGGACUCCAAAAAUUCUUCCUCUGCCGUUCAUUUAAGUAGCAAAACAGUUGAAGAAAAAAAAGUGGUACCAAAAGAGCCUGGGGAAGAGACAGACAGGCCCAGCCCAGAGCCCAGCCAUGAAGCUGCCAAACCAAGAAACACAGAAAAGGACAGUAAUGCUGAGAAUUUGAAUUCUCAACCUGAAAAAACAAACCCUAAUCUUCCUGAAAAAAAGGAAAGUUCAUCUCCUUCUGAAAAGGAUGAAGGAGAAAAUCAGAACAAAGACAGUGAAAAUUCUGAAAAUACCACUGGCCAUGAUGAGGUAUUAUUACAGUGAGUUAUCAGAAAGCCACAAACCAGUUUAGGUUAAAGGAAGAAAAAAGUACUGUCUAAUUUAUCCUGAAGAACAGAGACAGGUCGGAUUUCACAUAUUAGCCAUUUGUUUGUGAUUUUUGUUGUAAGAACUUUGUUGCUAUUUUGGAUGACAAUGGAUUGAAUAUUCAAUAAGAAAUUUUAAGACCAGAUCCAAUAAAUGAAUAUAUUCUCUAAUGGUUCUAGGAUACGAGUUUUCAAAUUUUAAGCUACUUUCAAAGUAUCUAGAAAUAAUCAUGAGGUAUUUGAUAUAUCAAAUGUGUGUCUUCUCAAAUGAUUGCAGUGUACUAUAUAAAGAAAAUCAACAGGAUAAUUUCAUUAUAUAGUCACCUUUACCUGAUUUUUAGGUUAAUUUUGAAACUGGAAGAGUUUGGUCUUCUCAGAUGUAUUCAGAAAGUAAUUUGGAUCCUUGAUUACAACACAUCAGUAUGUUUAUUUGUAGAUUUUGAUAAAUGGAAUGGAUUCCUUGGGUUGCUCUGACCUCCCCUGCUCAUCUGUCAGCCCUGCUGUCUCUCCCUGUAUACUCCCUUGAGCCGCCAUCUUUGUCAGCUUCCAUGUGAACUUCAAGUAAACAUUAGGAUGUUCUCCUAUGUUGAUAUCUAAAUAGAACAAGGGGAGUUUUAAUUGUAUGAUUUCAAAAAUUUUGUAUGUUUAAAGUAAUAAAAAUAUUUUCUCUUAAGUGCUUAAAAACGAAUUUUGGUGAAAUCCAAGAAAAGAACUUCACUUUUUAUGGCUGCCCCAUAUAAAUUUGGUGGUUGAUUCUGAAUGCAAAUGAGUGCGGAAUUAAAAAACAAAAAUGGAAAUUAUUCAUUUUUAAAAGGCAUGCUUCUUGCACUGUUAAGUAGUCCCCUAAACCAUUGAUAUCUUGGUGUUGUGAAGAUUGUGAAAUUACUAAUGUUGCUUAGUCCAUAGUGUCUGCUUUAAAAUAUACAUAUGUAAUGCAUCUUUAGAUUAACACACUUUGAAUUUGAGAAGUUUGUAAUUACACAUAUUCGGUUCUAGUAAGUACUUAAUGUGUUAAAUAACACUGAUUAUAAACAAAUAAUUUUAUUCCCUGUAAUGGUAUUACAAAUCAGAAAAUAAUCAGAAACACUGUGAUGAGAACUUCCAAAACAUUCAUACAGAUAUAGCCAAAGCAAUGAAUAGAGAUAUUCUUUUAGAAAGGAGUUGACUUCUUUAUAAAAUCUCUCUUAAGCGUUUAAGGAAAGUUUAACUCACUUUUGCCCCUCCAGAGAAUUUUUAAUCUAUCUUGUUUCUAUCAUAUCACACAAUCUUCUUUUGCCUUUAUCAAUCCACACUAUCUACAGAGGAUUUCUGGAAGAUAAUCACACUCAUACUAUAUUUUUAGAAAUGUAAUUUUAAUGCUUUGAAAUUUGCAUUAAAGCAUUGCAGUUGCUUAACUCUGACUUCUUAAAUGAAUCUUAGUGUCACUCAUGUUGUAUCCAAUAAGUAGGAUAUAGAAUACUUCAUCCUAUAAUUUGUCUGUUUUCACUUUUGGAUGCUUUGUGGUGAGGAUUAGGACUUGGGGAAAGAAUCUAGACUUGCAUUUCAAUUUCUUUUACAUGAAAGAAAUACACCCUCUUCUGUGGUGCUUGUUGUAGCAAUGUCCCUGUAGGUCUCAGUAAACAUUUUCAUAUUGGUUUAAGGGAUGAAGGUAGAUUGUCAAAUAAGGCUGAAUUCUGAAUUUAAUUCAGAAUAUCAUACCAAUUUUGCAUGUGUUCAAACUACUUUCUGAAUUUUUAAUAUAAAAAACGUGGCCAAAUACUACU
Castor canadensis (American beaver) is the source of this 3272-nucleotide messenger RNA. It is a transcript of the gene Ogfrl1, whose product is annotated as opioid growth factor receptor like 1. NCBI's taxonomy places the organism in Eukaryota, Metazoa, Chordata, Mammalia, Rodentia, Castoridae. The record is from RefSeq and is a predicted model, not a curated record. Gene Ontology annotation, cellular component: membrane. Gene Ontology annotation, molecular function: opioid growth factor receptor activity.